This is a messenger RNA of Clonostachys rhizophaga, 192 nucleotides long. The record is from the annotation of a GenBank genome assembly. NCBI's taxonomy places the organism in Eukaryota, Fungi, Ascomycota, Sordariomycetes, Hypocreales, Bionectriaceae.
AUGUUCGCCAAGAAGCUCGCUGUUGUGAUUGUUUCCCUCGCCGCCACGGUAGCUGUGGCCGCAGUGCCGCCUUACUUCCAGUGUGGAGGCAAGAACUGGGAAGGAGAGACUGAGUGUCAGACAGGAUGGAAAUGCGUCGAGCAAAACGAGUGGUACUUUCAGUGUGUCCAGGACGACGGCGACUACUGUUAG